AUGAAUGGUGCUUAUGCAAAUGGAGGCAGUGAUGAUCGAAAUGAUUCAACUCGAAUAGCAUCCUAUCGAUCGGCUGUUAGUCGAGAUCAUACACGACCACCUUAUCGUACAAAGCAAAAACGUAUUGGUAAUGAAAUUGAUUUAAAUGUUGUUAAUGCUGAUCUUGUCUAUGAUGAACAUCAAAUUUCAAUUGAAGAACUUAUUCAUCGAUUUGAUACAGAUCUAAGAACGGGUUUAACAAAAAUACAAGCCAAACAACGUUUAGUUGAUGAAGGUCGUAAUCAUAUUGAACCACCUCAUGUUAGUAUUUCAAAAUCAUGUGAACGUUUUUGGUUACAACCUUAUAUAUUAUUUGUUUCAAUUUUAUCAUUACUUGCUAUACUUUGUUUUGUGGCUUUUGCUAUACAACUUAAUACACGUGAAGAUCCAACAUUUGAGAAUCUCUAUAUGCUUAUUGUAUUGAUAAUAUUCAUUCUUUUACCAAGUAUUUUUACAUUUGCUGUUAGCCAUAUAAGUGCCAACAAAUUACAAUAUUUGCGAUAUCAAAUAAAACAAGUAAGAAAAAAAAAAUUCUAA
Rotaria sordida is the source of this 576-nucleotide messenger RNA. The record is from the annotation of a GenBank genome assembly. Lineage: Eukaryota; Metazoa; Rotifera; Eurotatoria; Philodinida; Philodinidae.